Messenger RNA from Penicillium argentinense, 1833 nucleotides. RefSeq lists its product as uncharacterized. The record is from RefSeq and is a predicted model, not a curated record. The coding region runs from base 1 to 1833 and encodes 610 amino acids. The transcript is spliced from 3 exons. Lineage: Eukaryota; Fungi; Ascomycota; Eurotiomycetes; Eurotiales; Aspergillaceae.
AUGUCCCGCUCAUACUUCGAUUCCAACAUGGAGAUGUUCUUCCCCGUCGAUGUGCCCUAUUCGCACGACCUCCGCCUGCCUUACUACCCUAAUGAGGUCUACGACGAUCUGCACAAACCAUCCCAUUUUCCCUCCAUGCCCGCCACGCCUCCCUCCGUCUCCACUGCUCAAGAACCCCCCAUUCCAACGGGUUCGGCCUCCGGUCCGUCCAUCGCCAGUGCGCCUUCCUCGGCCAUUGGAUCGCCAUACUCAGGCGCUCAGGUCUACCACGACAACUGGGUGAAUACCAACCACGGCCUCGGUCUGCCUUCUGCCGUCAUGAGCGACCUUUUUUCCAACGAUUACAUGGGUCCGGUGGACAUGGACGGGCUCUACCAGGAGAAAUUCCCCGAUGCAUUUGUCGACCCCUCCCUCAUCCAGCCCGUGGGCCAGCCCGUCCAGCAAUUCCCUCCCACCAUCGCCUACCCUGAAAACACCUCGGCCUACGUGCCCCACAACUUCCUCCCUCAUUCUCCUGCGACCUCACCCGUCCCCUACAGCGAUCAUGUCGAGCAGCACCAAUUCCCCCAGCUCCAUUCAGGCCUCAAUCCCUCGCUGGUGAUGCCGGGGCCGCCCUCGCGCCCCGUCUCCGUCUACGACCGCCGUUCCUCCAUCUCCUCCAUCCGCUCGCACCGCUCCCAGAACAGUCCGGCCCUCAGCAGCGUCGAUGCCGACGACAGCAAGGAAAAGGGCCGCUGCCCCUUCCCCGACUGUGGCCGCGUCUUCAAAGACCUCAAGGCCCACAUGCUCACACACCAGUCUGAGCGGCCCGAGAAAUGUCCCAUCGUGACCUGCGAAUACCACACCAAGGGCUUCGCCCGCAAAUACGACAAGAACCGCCACACCCUGACCCAUUACAAGGGAACCAUGAGCUUCAAUCGCGCCGACGUCUUCAAGCGCCAUCUCACCUCCGUCCACGCCGUCGAGCAAACACCCCCCAACUGCCGCAAGCGCAGCCCCACCACCUCCGCCAGGAAGGGCACCAACUACAGCAGCGAUGCGACGGGCAAAUGCUCCACCUGCUCGGCGACAUUCAGCAAUGCGCAAGACUUCUACGAGCAUUUGGACGACUGUGUGUUGCGCGUAGUGCAGCAGGAGGAGCCGUCCGAGGCAAUCAACCAGCAACGGCUGGCGGAGGUUGCCGCCGACGAAGAAGUGAAGAAAACCAUGGAGAAACACCAAUUAGUCGAUGCGGCCGGUCCGGUUCCCAGCUUGGAUGAUAACGACUCUCACGACGAAGACGACCUUAACGAAACCUGGCGAUCCGGCCGUGGCGCCGUAAAAUCCACCAAAUCCACCACCAACUCCUCCCGACCCAUCCUCGGCAACGCCAAUGCCAUCACGAAAAACUCCGGAAAUAAUACUACCAUGAAUGGCAAGCCGCGCGCCGUCGCAACCCGCCGCCGCAAUAAUCGCGGCAAUUACCCGAACUCCUGGGGUUGCCCGAACAGCAGCAUGAAGACCAAGAAGCGGGUUCUGUGCGUCUUUGACGGCCAGCGCCGUCUGUGGAAAGACGAGAUGAUGCUGAAUAACGAGUUCGAGGUGCGAUUGCGGUUGCCCGGUGGAGCGGGCGAUGGCACACACCGCGAUGCAUACGUCACCGACCUCGAUGUCGAGACCAUGAAGCGGGCUGAGGGUGUUCUGUCUGCUUCGGACGAGGAGCGCGGUCCCUGGAUGGCGUCUGCCAUUCCUGGAUCCCACUCACAGCUGAUGGGGCAGCCGGCGAUACUCUUGCCUGAUAUGGCGCACCACCAUGGCGAUGAUGAGAUCUCGAUCAAUGAGCUCAUGGCUUGA